Plutella xylostella (diamondback moth) is the source of this 2686-nucleotide messenger RNA. It is a transcript of the gene stmA, whose product is annotated as Protein EFR3 homolog stmA. NCBI's taxonomy places the organism in Eukaryota, Metazoa, Arthropoda, Insecta, Lepidoptera, Plutellidae. The record is from RefSeq and is a predicted model, not a curated record. Gene Ontology annotation, cellular component: plasma membrane. Gene Ontology annotation, biological process: protein localization to plasma membrane.
UUAAUACUUAUUAUAACUGUAAUAAAAGAGUUUGUAUGCAACGGUUCAUCUAUUUCUUAUUAGUUAUACUUCUAAGUUAAUUAAACAGAGCAAAAAAAUGUCCUUCGUGAAAUGCUGCUUUGAAGUUGGUGAAGCCCAUGACUUCUUCGACACAUUAGCGCAAAAGUGCACAGAUCCUGGAUGUUGCUGCGGCUGCUGCUCGGCGCUCCGGCCGCGCUACAAGCGGCUGGUCGACAACAUCUUCCCCGCCUCCCCGCAGGAUGGGCUCGUCAAGACCAACAUGGAGAAGCUCAUGUUCUACUCGCUGUCCAGCCCGGAGAAGCUGGACAGGAUCGGCGAGUUCCUGUUCCAGAAGGUGUCGAGGGAUAUCUAUAGAAGGCGGCAUGGCUACGUGAUAAUCGCCGCCGAGGCCAUGGACCAACUCCUGCUGGCGUGCCACGCGCAGACGCUCAACCUGUUCGUGGAGAGCUUCCUCAAGAUGGUGCAGAAGCUUCUAGAGUCCACCGACCCACAGUUGCAAAUACUGGCCACUCAGAGCUUCGUCCGCUUCGCAAACAUCGAAGAGGACACGCCGUCCUACCACCGGCGGUACGACUUCUUCGUGUCCAAGUUCUCGUCCAUGUGCCACAGCAACCACAGCGACAAGAAAAUGAGGGACAGGAUACGGCUGGCUGGGAUUCAGGGGUUGCAGGGAGUUAUAAGAAAAACGGUAUCUGACGACUUAGUGGAGAACAUUUGGGAGGCUCAACACAUGGACAAGAUUGUACCCUCAUUGCUGUACAAUAUUCAGACCGCAGAAAAGUACAUAACAGUGGAAUGCCUCGAACCCGAGUCCUCGGAAGUGGAGGAACCCUCUCGUCUGGCCGAGGCGUGUCUGCGCGAGCUGGUGGGCCGCGCCUCCUUCGGACACAUCCGGAGUGUGCUACGACCUGUGCUCACACACUUCGACCGGCACGAGUUGUGGGUGCCGAACGACUUUGCGGUUCACGUGUUCAAGAUCAUCAUGUAUUCCAUACAGGCGCAAUACUCGUACAGCGUAGUAGAAGCGCUAAUGCUGCACCUAGAAUCGCGGGCGGGUUGCGGCGCGGGCGCGGGCGGGGUGCGAGCCGCGAGGGCCAACGUACUCACUCACAUAGUCGCUAUAGCCGCCGGGGAUAGUGUGGGUCCAUCAGUGUUGGAGAUCAUCAACAAUCUGCUGACGAACCUGAGAACUUCAGUUGACAGAGAUUCUGACAAAGACGAGAAGCUCUACCAAGAGGCUCUAAUCAACGCUCUAGGAGAGUUCUCUGACCAUCUGCCAGACUUCCAGAAGAUAGACAUAAUGAUGUUCAUCGUGAGCAAGAUCCCUCAACAACGGGGCAAGGGGAGCAAGCAGGAUGACACUCUGCAGACUAUACUGCUCAAGAGUUUGUUAAAGGUCGGCCUAACCUACCGCACCACAGAACUGAACCGCGCAUUCCCGUUCGCCUUCCUAGAGAGCCUCCUGCGGCUGUCACAGUCGUCUUCCCCGCGGACCAGAGAGUUGUUACAACGUAUAUUACAUACGUUAUUGGACAGACAUGACAACGCGACCAGGCUCGCUAGCCCUGAAAUAAACUACUCCCAGUUGGGUCUGUCAGUAGAGAAGUGUUCGAGAUCCGAUCUGAUCUUCAUCAACAAACACGGCUUCGCUAUCUACAGCUCCUUGUAUGAAGGUCUCCAACUAGAAUCGAACCGCGUGUCCAACAUGUCAUCCAUAUACACGAGCGCGGCGCUCCUGUGUUGCGAGGUGGCGAGCGACGAGUCCGCGCCCGACUUGCUGCAGCUUAUAUUAUCAAUCCAGAACUCGGCGCUUACCAACCCAGUAUUAACCAGAGCACAGAAGUGUCAACUCCAUGCCAUAGUGAUAUCUCUGCUGGCGCUUCUACCGCAUUGUAUGCAUCUGCCGCGGCUGGCCGAGUAUGCGCAGAAGAUAAUCGAGAACCGCAGAGAGGAAGCCUACGAGUUGCUGCCGCCGCUCAGAGAGGAUUAUGGUGAUGUGCAGUCUCCCAACAAACUGCCCUACUUGAUGGUGGAUCAGAUGACAGUGAUAGAGUGCUUGGCGGCGCACGGCGUGGACACGUCCCGGCUGUCCGCGCCCUCGCCCUACGGGGCCGGGGCGCGCCGCCCGCCCGCCAAACAUAGUUGGAUUGAAGCAGGAGCCACCCAGGGCCGGGACAGCCUGGCGGACAUCACGGCGGGCGGCGCGGCGGAGCUGGACAGCGGCAACAGCAGCCCGCAAGCUGCACGGCACCAAAACAACACCGAAGCCAUAUCCCUAGAGUCUUUGCGGCGCGCGGCCGGCGGCCCGACUGAAGCGGAGCGGCGCGAAGCGGAGCGGAAGCGAGGCGAGCUGAACAACACCUUCAGGACUAGGCCCUUCGACCAGCUGUUGCAUGCUACUAUGCCCAAGUACGAGUUGAAAGAGAAGCUAGAAGAAAUAUUCAACAGUAUAUCCGAGUGCCCGCUGCUGCCGGCCGCGUCGCCCAACAAGCCUCCUGCCUUGGAUACAUACUUCCCCGAACUGUUCAUGUAUUGAGGUCAUCGGUGCAUUUUGGAUGAUACCAAUGAUACGGUAUUGGAUUUGGGUUUCAAAGGUUUUCUUUCGGUCGUGGUACUUAACAUCAACCGUACUCCAUUAGCAAUAUAAAUAUUAUUUUGCAAUGAU